Molecule: messenger RNA, 351 nt
Organism: Prosopis cineraria
Lineage: Eukaryota; Viridiplantae; Streptophyta; Magnoliopsida; Fabales; Fabaceae
Product: cell number regulator 2-like
Exons: 2
Coding region: 1-351 (116 amino acids)
Source: RefSeq, a predicted model, not a curated record
AUGUAUCACAGUGGGAUGUAUUCUCCAUAUCUGCAGACAAGUCCACCAUAUAAUAACAUUAACAACGCUCAACAAAACCAGCUGUAUCAACCCUACGUGUACCCACCAAUCAUGCAACUUCCAGAUACAACAACAGGACCUUGGUCUACAGCCUGUGUUGUGAGCGGAAGCCUGUACAUGGUGCUGAUGAUAGGGUCGCUGCUGGGAUGUUGCUGCGUGUGCACUUACUAUUCCUGCUUCCACAGAACAAAGCUGAGGCAACAGUACUUGCUGGAGGAGCAGCCCUGCAAUGAUUUCUUCGUCCAUUUCUUGCUGGAGGAGCUUCAGAACCGUGGCUACCUCAUGUCCUAA